GUUAAAGAUCAUACUUGUUUAGCAUUAUUCUGAAUAAUUGUAUCACAGACAUAAAAUGGCUAAGCAAAACAAAGCUACUAAGCAGGCUGGUAAGCAAGCUAAGCCAGAGAAGGCUAGCGAAAAGUCGGUUGAAGAAAUCGAAGCUGACUUGCAAUUACCUUCCUCCAGUGAUGAAGAACUUUCUGCAGAAGAAGCAGGUUCCGAUGAAGAUUUAAGUGAAGAUUCUGAAGAUGAAGAUGUUUCUGAUGAAAGCUCUGUAGAAGUUGAAAUCGAAGGCGAAGAAGCACCACAGCAAGAAACCGCUGAUGCCACCACCAUACCACAAAUAACACACAAGGUCACCAAGGCUAAGCAAACCGUUACCACUUCCAAGCAAAAUAAAUCUAGAGGAGUUAUUUAUCUCGGACGUAUUCCACAUGGAUUCCAUGAAGUUGAAAUGAACAAAUAUUUUGCCCAAUUCGGUGAUAUCACCAGAUUAAGGUUAUCUCGUAACAAGAAGACUGGUAAGUCUAAGCAUUAUGGAUUCAUUGAAUUUGCCGAACACGCUGUUGCUGUGAUUGCUGCUGAAACCAUGAACAACUAUCUUUUGUUUGGACACUUGUUGAAGUGUCACGUUGUUCCAAAGGAAGACGUUCACGAUGACUUGUUCAAGGGUAGUGCCACCACAUAUAAGGCUGUUCCAUGGGCCAAGAUCUCCAAGGUUAAGCACGACUCUCCAAAGUCAAAGAUUCAAUGGGAAAGACUUUCCAAGAAGCAUGAACAAUCCAAGAAGACCAAGGCUGAUAAGCUUAAGGCCAAGGGCAUUGAUUUUGAUUUAUCCAGCAUUGUAUAGUAUAGAAAGAAGAAUAACAUGAAAAUAAGCAAA
Molecule: messenger RNA, 865 nt
Organism: [Candida] anglica
Lineage: Eukaryota; Fungi; Ascomycota; Pichiomycetes; Serinales; Debaryomycetaceae
Source: the annotation of a GenBank genome assembly